This is a messenger RNA of Peromyscus maniculatus bairdii (prairie deer mouse), 1385 nucleotides long. The record is from RefSeq and is a predicted model, not a curated record. NCBI's taxonomy places the organism in Eukaryota, Metazoa, Chordata, Mammalia, Rodentia, Cricetidae.
AUGGUUCUUUUCUCUAAAAGUUUUGGCCAGUUGUGGUGGCUCGCGUUGCCCAGCGCUUGCAACCUGAGUGUCCUUUUCCAGAGCUGUCAGUCAGCGGCCGACCCCGGGAAGGCCACGGAGAGGAGCCGCGCCUCUCGACUCCGCGGGGCUCGCGUGGAGGAGGAGGAGAGACGUCCCUCCGGACAACCACAGUCGUCCGCCGUCGACACGCCCCACGACGUCGCCCCUGCGCCGACGUUUCUGAUUUCCUGUAACCUCUUCUUGCCUCGCGCUGCCCAGGUCUUGGCGGCUGAGGCUGGCCUGCCUCCCCGUCGUUCCUUCAUGGGCUUCGCUGCCCCCUUCACCAACAAGCGGAAGGCUUACUCGGAGCGUAGGAUCAUGGGGUACUCCAUGCAGGAGAUGUAUGAGGUGGUGUCCAAUGUCCAGGAGUACCGAGAGUUUGUGCCGUGGUGUAAGAAGUCACUGGUGGUGUCCAGCCGUAAGGGUCAUCUGAAAGCCCAGUUGGAGGUUGGGUUUCCGCCUGUGUUGGAACGUUAUACCUCUGCGGUCUCCAUGGUCAAACCACACAUGGUCAAGGCCGUGUGCACGGACGGCAAGCUCUUUAACCACUUGGAGACUAUCUGGCGAUUCAGCCCUGGUCUUCCUGCCUACCCUCGAACCUGCACUGUGGACUUCUCGAUUUCCUUUGAAUUUCGAUCCCUGCUGCACUCCCAGUUGGCGACCAUGUUUUUUGAUGAGGUCGUCAAGCAGAAUGUUGCUGCCUUUGAGCGCCGGGCAGCCACUAAGUUUGGCCCAGAAACAGCCAUCCCCCGUGAACUCAUGUUCCACGAAGUGCACCAGACCUGAGACAAAGGACUGCUCUCUUGCCUCCACCCCUCUUCCCACCAAACUUUUAUUUAUUCGGCUUGGCUCUUGCUCAGAGAGAGGUCUAAGUUUCGCCUCUCAAUUCUUCCCAAACCGGGCUGCAUGCUGGGUGGACAUGUGGGAAAAGAUAACAGAUGUGGAAGUGAGACACACAGAAAGGGUCAGGAGCGUUCUGAAAGCCUCAUACACCCACAGCCGUUCCACACCGAAUAAAAACCAGGGCUGAGGUCUCUGGGCCAGGUCAAGCGAAUAUAGCAGUAACUUCCUCACAGAGGUACUGGCUGGCAACUAACUCCUACCCUGCUAAGAUUUCUCAGGGGAGAAGGCAACCUGCCUCAGCUCAGGAGCGCAACCAUGCUGUGUGACAGUGGAGGGGAGCUGCUGCACCGUCCAUCAUGCCACAGAGCAGAGGAGGAGGAAUCCCGUGCGUGACAGUGUGGCCUAUACUAUUGGGAUGUACCUUUUCUUCCACGCGGCCUGAGUUUUUAUAAAACUUCAAUAAAUUAUGACAGUGUGAAUUC